AUGGCACCCAAACGGAAACAGACAACCCCCGAAGAAGCCGCCCCCGUUGUCCGGAGGUCCGCCCGCCUCUCCAGCGCCGCCGUCGCUGCCGACCCAGAGCCACCCAAGAAGAAGCAAACCAAACCCAAAGCCGAAACCAAAACCAAAGCUGAAACCAAAGCCAAAGCCAAAGCCAAAGCCGAAACCAAGACUAAGGCUUCCAGCGAGGAAGAAGGUGGAGAGGCGGUGGAGAAAGCGGAAGGCGCGAAGACUAUCGUGAUAGAGCACUGCAAACAGUGCACACAGUUCAAGAGGAGGGCGAUGAAGGUGAAGGAGGAGCUUGAGAAGGAGGUCGCCGGAGUCAACGUGGUGGUCAACGGGGAGAAGCCGAGGAGGGGCUGCUUCGAGAUUCGUGAGGAAGGGGGAGAGGUCUUCGUCAGCUUGCUGGGCAUGAAGAGGCCCUUUCCGCCGCUCAAGACACUCGACAUGGACAAGCUCAUCUCCGACAUUCUUCACAAGAUCCGAUGA
Messenger RNA from Salvia splendens (bonfire salvia), 507 nucleotides. RefSeq lists its product as uncharacterized. The coding region runs from base 1 to 507 and encodes 168 amino acids. The record is from RefSeq and is a predicted model, not a curated record. The transcript has a single exon. Lineage: Eukaryota; Viridiplantae; Streptophyta; Magnoliopsida; Lamiales; Lamiaceae. Gene Ontology annotation, molecular function: nucleosomal DNA binding. Gene Ontology annotation, cellular component: Golgi apparatus; nucleus; chromatin.